GGACGACUGUGGGAGUACAAGGUGAUAAAGCACAAAUGUGUUAAAUCACAAAUAAGUAAGUUUGACAUCUCCUAGGGUGUAUUCCCUGGUGCUGAGAGCUGUGAUAAGCUAGUUCUUGUCUUGCACUGCUGGCUGAAAACAACCUAAGGAUUAACAGUAAUUAUAAAACUUCCAAAUAUCUGCUUUAUGUUUAGGCCUACAUUAUUUUGCUAAAGCCUUAUUCCAUGUAUACUUUUAAAUAGUGCAAGUAUUUAAAUAUUGCAAGUCUAAAAAUCUUUCAUGACUUAAAGAUUGUGCAGUUGAUUCUUCCCUAUGUCCACAGUGUAUGUCAAGUGCUGACAAAAUGAAGUACUAAAGUUGCAUCCUUACUGUGCAAAUCCACGGAAAAUCCACUGCACAAAUCAGCUUCUAUUAGUAGGACAUGUUUAUAAUCAUCCAGAUGUAUCUGCAUAGAUAGUUUUGGCACUUUUAUCUUUUUUACUUCAAUAUGGCUUUACAAGUUCAUGCAUGAAGAUAGCUAUAAAGCAGCUGAAGAAUGGAAAAUACCUGUUAAAAAUCAAAUAUGACAUGUUCAUCCUGGACAGGAAUGUGCUUCUUGGUUAUACAACUAUCGGUCUGUAUUUAACUGCAUUUACAAGAUUUGUCUUGUUACCUUCUUGGGAGUUCACAGGUUAUUUGACACUCCCUUGGGCUAUAAAUUAUGGGCACAUGCCUACUGAAGGGUGAUUUAUUAUUUAAAUAAAAAAAUUUACAUCCUACAUCUAGCUGGAAAGAGGCUUCUUUGUGCACUGAGCUUUUAAAUUGUGAGCAGCCAGGUACUUACAACUUCCACUUUCUCGGAUCGUUUUGCUCAAGGAUCUCGCCAUGAAGAGCAUUGCCCUUCUUUUCCUAGUAGUGACCUGUGGCGUGGCAGGAUGGGGACAGAAACUGAAGCCAAAAAAGAGAAGCAAUGGUGAAGAAAUCAAUUUUCGGACUAAAACCAAAGACGUCUGCACAAUGAGCAUGAGUGGGGAUGAGGAGAUGAAACUAAGAAUCGAAUGCAAAAGCCAAGGCAAGUCCUACUGGUGUGAAUACACCGGCAAGCCGUCAGUCUGUCGACCUUUCCGAAACAAUCCCAAACUCUACUGGAACCAGAUUGCCGUGGAACUUAGAAAGCUCCCUCAUGCUUGCGAAUCCACACAAGUGUUGAAGGCCACCAUGUGCCAAAAGGCUCCUGCAGAUGCUCUCAUGAAGCAAAUAGGUGCUGGUAUGGAGCCAGAAGACCUAGAAAAUCAGGACAAGCCAGUCCAGAAAACUUCAGCCUCUGUGAGGGGAGCAGGGAAAAGCUCUGUUAAGAAAAUAGGGAAGCCUGCAAUACUGCCUCUUAUAAAACCAACACAACACGGACAAGGGUCUGAAAAUGAAACUGAAGCAAUGAAACUGGCACGGGAACAUUGCUGGGAAUCUCUGCAUGGUUUCUGCUCCUACAUUAUUGGCAUCUUUAGAGGUUAAGGAUUGGCUUCAGGUAAAACUCCAUCUGGAAGCACAGCAGAGUAUACCGAAAAGUAAUCCUGUUGUAGCUGUGUUUAUUUUUGUGUUAAUCCUGGGGAUCUCUCAAGGGGAUGGACAGGGAGGCUUUAGGGUCACUAACUAAAAUCUGAAGUUGGCAAGUCAGUGAUAUUAUAACUUCUGAGUGUCUGGACAGCCUAAACUCCCAUUGCUAUCCGAUAGUUCAGGGCUCCCUGGCAGCCUCAUAUGAGGAGUUCAUUAUGUACUGAGAUGCUGGUUAUAUCUGCUGAUAACAAAUAGUGAGCAUCACUUGUAUUUUUCCUGUUAGAAUGCAUGUCUGAAUCC
This is a messenger RNA of Oxyura jamaicensis (ruddy duck), 1833 nucleotides long. It is a transcript of the gene FGFBP2, whose product is annotated as fibroblast growth factor binding protein 2. Lineage: Eukaryota; Metazoa; Chordata; Aves; Anseriformes; Anatidae. The record is from RefSeq and is a predicted model, not a curated record. Gene Ontology annotation, biological process: cell-cell signaling. Gene Ontology annotation, molecular function: growth factor binding. Bases 865 to 1491 code for a protein of 208 amino acids. The transcript has a single exon.